This is a messenger RNA of Lentinula edodes (shiitake mushroom), 2458 nucleotides long. Its product is annotated as Metallo-dependent phosphatase-like protein. The transcript is spliced from 11 exons. Gene Ontology annotation, biological process: nucleotide catabolic process. Lineage: Eukaryota; Fungi; Basidiomycota; Agaricomycetes; Agaricales; Omphalotaceae. Gene Ontology annotation, cellular component: cytosol. Bases 155 to 2038 code for a protein of 627 amino acids. The record is from RefSeq and is a predicted model, not a curated record. Gene Ontology annotation, molecular function: nucleotide binding; metal ion binding; hydrolase activity, acting on ester bonds.
GUUCCAUGAUCACCGUAUACUGUUUGGCUUCGACUGAUUAGAAUUAAUCUUAGUUUAAGAAUAGCUCAUCAUCGCCUAUAUAAAGGAUGUCAAUUCUCAGCUUAGCAUUCGGUCCAUCUGGUCUCUCUGUUUACUCGGUCGCAGCAUCCUGACGAUGCACCUCUCCGCCGCUUUGCUGUCAGUGGCGCUUCCACUUGCACUUCGAGUUACAGUCAACGCCUGCAGUGACGAACACGCUCACGACCAUAACCAUGCACACCAGAAAAGGCUGUUUCCUCAAACACAGUUGACGAAACCUACAAGGCCUUUGGAGUGGGGAGAGUUGAAUAUCAUCCAUACCACAGAUACGCAUGGCUGGCUUCUUGGACACCAACAUGCUUCAUUCCCGGAACCCAAUUACAGUGGAGAUCUCGGCGACUUUGCUAGCUUCGUGCAGCACAUGAAGCAGCUUGCUAUUGAGAAAGACGUUGAUUUGCUUCUUGUCGACUCGGGUGACCUUCAUGAUGGAACAGGCCUAUCUGAUGGAUUUCCAGCAGGAGGAAUCGACGCCCAUGAUGCUAAUCAAUUCAUUAAACAACUUCCAUACGACAUCAUGGCUAUUGGAAACCACGAACUCUACGACUAUAUCAAUACUUGGGACAUGUACACUAAUUUCGUGCCCGCGUUAGAUGGGAAAUACCUCUCUUCUAAUGUCAACAUUACUGUUUUUGACGCUAAUAACAACACCAUUGACGUUCCCGUUGGCAAUCGAUUCCGUAAAUUUACCACAAGGAAGGGAAGGAAGAUCACCUCUUUGGGAGUGCUGUAUGAUUUCACGGGCAAUGACGUGAAUACAACGGUUCAAAGUGUGGCCGAUAUGGUGAAGGAGCAGUGGUUCGCAGAAGCUAUUGCCGAAGAACCAGAUGUAUUUUUAUUAGUUGGACAUAUGCCUGUCUCACGCGACAAUUGGCCCGCCGUCUUCAAUGCUGUACGUGCCGUGCAUGCAGAGACACCCAUUAUUAUUCUAGGUGGACACAGCCAUAUUCGGGAUUGCAACCAGCCUGACGGUCGCUCGAUGGCUCUGGAGAGCGGACGAUACAUGGAAACUAUCGGUUGGCUCAGCGCGAACCUUGGUAGCAGCUCGGACGUGAAUGCGAAGAACAAUAUUUCGUUCAGCAGGAGGUAUUUAGAUCAAAAUCGCGUUACUUACGAAUAUCAUUCCCAGCAGAGUAACAACUCUUUUGAUACAAGGGAAGGCCAAAACAUCACUCAAGGUCUUCUAGACCUUGGGGUAAAAUAUGAUCUUUCAAUGUUAUUUGGAAUUGCUCCACAGGAUUUCACUAUCUCUCGUGAUCCCUAUCCAUCCAAUGGCUCCUCCCUCACCCUCUUCAUCAAUGAAGCCGCCCCUUAUUCUUUAACUCUGAACAACACCCGCGCCAAUAUCUCCAACAUUAUGAUAACUAACUCCGGUUCACAACGUUUCGAUAUAUACUCUGGUACAUUCGACAAAAAUGACCAAAUUUCGGCUAGUCCAUUCACCGACGCGUUCAUGUUUAUCAAGGACCUACCGCUCGGAGUGGCGCAGGAGGUGUUGCCUGCGUUGAAUGCAGCUGGCGCUGAUGAGAGACGGAAGCGGGAUUUGGGGUCAGUGUUGCAAGAGAGAGAGAGCGAGAUGUGGAAGAGAGGGUAUGUGAAUAUGAGGUAUAUGGAAUGGUUAGAUGAGAUGGAUCGGAGGCAUAAUGGUGCUGUCAAGAGAGCUUCGCAGAAUCUGACACUCGGAUAUGUUACGAGCGACUCUUGUCCUGGCGUAGGCGACGACACUAUUCAUGCUCCACUCGCAUCGUUCGACAUCCCAGAUUUCAUUGGCUCCGAUACGCCAUCUUUAUCAAACGAUAGCCUCGUUGAUCUAGUCUUCGUGGACUUCAUCCAAGAGCAGCUUUUGGAAAUUCUUAAUGAGGUGCAAAAUGCAACGACGUACACAGAUUCUGAUGUAGCGAGCUACACGGAUGUUUUAUCAAAUGCCGUGCUGGGAUUGUACGCUCAACAUGCAUGGAAUUGACUUUCUCGUUAUUUCCAGUGGUUACACUGUAAAUCUGGUGCCACUUUACGAAUAGUAACCUCACUUUGUGAAUGCUCGUGAAAGUCUUCGGCUUAUACUAUUUCAUCCGAAAUUCUUUUUUCGCUCGAGCAGGCCCGGUCAUCGAAGUUGUCGUUGCUGCAGUUUAGAGUUUGGCACCCUCAUGGAUGACGUGAAGCUUCUUGGCCCUAAAUCUUCUGUUGGUACUAUGUAGCUGCUACCAGCGAGAUAUACCGACAUUGCCGACCGAUAUUUGCCCUCUUUGGCACAACUCUGAACUCUUCACAUCCUCCCAUCUUUCCACGCAUUCGUCCGUCAGGUGGAACCUUCGGCCCUAUAUGGUACAGCAAAUGCAUCUGGUUAUUCUAAUCGUUUGGUCGAUGAUCCUGAAGUACUAACUUU